Messenger RNA from Penicillium taxi, 579 nucleotides. RefSeq lists its product as uncharacterized. The record is from RefSeq and is a predicted model, not a curated record. Lineage: Eukaryota; Fungi; Ascomycota; Eurotiomycetes; Eurotiales; Aspergillaceae. Bases 1 to 579 code for a protein of 192 amino acids. The transcript has a single exon.
AUGGUCUACACGACUAGACCCAUUACCCUCAGACAUCCCUCUGUGAGCCUAGAGCAGCUUUAUAUCGUCAAGGGGAGUAUCUUAAGCCCUGCGAAAGUGAGAAGCCAACGCCUGCUACCGGAGAUAGAAAAUACAGAAUUAUCAUUUCGACAGAAGACAAAAAGGUUCUUUGGAUUUUCGAAGGUUCCUAAGUUCUGGUUCCAAGUCCUGGUGGAAUCGUCGUCGGUUGUUCAAUUUGAAAAUCCAGAAGUAUUACAGAUUAGCUUGAGAAUUGAGACUUUGAAGGGGGAUAAUCAAACAAGGAAAAUCAUUCAAGACAUCCAGCGACAAAUUCAGAUAAAUUGCAUCAAAAUUCGGAUCAAGAGUUGGACGACAAUUAAAGCCUGCGAAAAUCCCAAUAGUGGAGCAAAGACCGACAAGCAGGGCUUUGAUUUGGAUUUCCAUUUCGAGCAUAUCUUUAAAGAUCUUGCAAGUCCAUUAGUGGCUAAUUCGUUAGAUAAUGCUGAUGAGACUCUCCCCAUUAGAGAUAUGUUUCAGCUUGUCCUGCGGAAAGAUGUUCUCUAUAUAAACGGAAAGUGA